AUGGCCGCUCCUCAGGAAACUCAGGGCACUCUCAAGAUUGAGAACACCGACAAGCGUGACACCCUCAUUGCUUCCGAGAAGAAGUACCAGCAACAGUGGAAGCAAGACAACAUCUUCCAAGCCGAUGCCCCUACUCUCCAAGAUGUUCCCUUCCAUUCAAUCACUCCUGCAGAGCUCCGCGAGCAGCAGCCCAAGCAGUUCUCCACCAUGGCUUACCCCUACAUGAACGGUAUUCUCCACGCUGGUCACGCUUUCACAGUCUCCAAGGUCGAAUUCGCUACUGGAUGGGCCCGCAUGGAGGGCAAGAGAGCCCUGUUCCCCCAAGGAUACCACUGCACCGGUAUGCCUAUCAAGUCAUGCGCCGACAAGCUGGCUCGCGAGAUGGAAAUGUUCGGCAAGAACUUCGAGAACUACAAGGAGGAGGACGCCGAGGAGGAUGCUGUCCCCGCACCCACACAAGAGACCACCAAGGCCGACAUUACCAAGUUCAGCGCAAAGAAGAGCAAGGCCGCAGCCAAGGCUGUCUCGAUGAAGUACCAGUUCCAGAUCAUGGGUGCUCUCGGUAUCCAAAAGGACGAGAUUCACCAGUUCGCCGACCCAAACCACUGGCUCGAUCAUUUCCCUGCUCUCUGCGAGCGCGAUUUGACAAACAUUGGUGCAAGAGUCGAUUUCAGAAGAAGCAUGGUUACAACCGACAGAAACCCCUACUACGACGCUUUCGUUCGCUGGCAAAUGAACCGUCUGAAGGAGUUGGGCAAGAUCAAGUUCGGCAAACGUUAUACCGUAUACUCCCCCAAGGACGGACAAGCCUGUAUGGAUCACGACAGAAGCUCGGGUGAGGGUGUCGGUGUUCAGGAAUACACUGCUCUGAAGCUCAAGGUCCAAGAAUGGGCCGAGCCCGCACAAAAGAUCCUUGCUGGCAAGCUACCAGAAAACGCCAACGUCUACUUUGUCCCCGCUACUCUUCGUCCUGAGACCAUGUACGGCCAGACAUGCUGUUUCGUCGGCCCCAAGAUCGUCUAUGGAAUUUACAAGGUCUCCGAGAACGAGUACUACUUCGUUUCGGAGAGAGCUGCUCGCAACAUGGCUUUCCAGGGUAUCUUCCCCGAAUGGGGCGUCUUCCCCAAGGUCGCCGACUUGGAGGGCUCCGACGUUGUUGGCACUCUCAUCAACGCCCCUCUUUCCGUCUAUGAGAACGUCCGUAUCCUGCCUAUGGAGACCGUCAAGGCUUCCAAGGGUACCGGUGUUGUUACCUGUGUCCCCUCGGACUCUCCCGAUGACUACAUCACCAUCCAGGAUUUGGUCAAGAAGGCCGACUACUACAAGAUCAAGAAGGAGUGGGCCGACCUCGAGCCCCUUCCCAUCAUUGAGACUCCCACCUACGGAAACUUGACUGCCAAGAAGCUGUGCGAGGACAUGAAGAUCGCCUCGCCCAAGGACACUAAGCAGCUUGCUGAGGCCAAGGAUCUUGCUUACAAGGAGGGCUUCUACAAGGGUACCAUGUGCUACGGUGAGCACAAGGGUAAGUCUGUCGAGGAGGCCAAGCCUCUUGUCAGACAGACUCUCAUCGACGCUGGCAACGCCUUCAACUACGCCGAACCUGAUGGCGAGGUCAUGUCUCGUUCUGGUGAUUCAUGUGUCGCUGGACACUUGGAUCAGUGGUACUUGAACUACGGAAAGUCUGGUGACGAGCCAUGGCAACAAGAGGUCCUUGGCCACGUCAACGGCGAGCUUAACACAUUCUCCACUGAGGCCAAGAACGCCUUCCAACAGACUCUCGACUGGCUAGGUCAAUGGGCUUGCGCUCGUUCUUUCGGCCUCGGCUCGAAGCUUCCCUGGGAUCAAAAGUUCCUGGUUGAAUCUCUCUCCGAUUCUACCAUCUACCCCUCGUACUACACAAUCGCCCACUACUUGCACUCUGACAUUUACGGAGACUCUCAGGGUAUUGGCAAGAUCUCUGCUGAGCAAAUGACAGAUGAGGUUUGGGAUUACAUCUUCACCCGCCGUGAGGACGUCGAGAGCGACAUUCCUAAGGAGACCCUCCAGACUAUGCGCAGAGAGUUCGAGUACUGGUACCCUCUCGAUGUCAGAAUUUCUGGUAAGGAUCUCAUCCAGAACCACUUGACCUUCUUCCUGUACAUCCACGUCGCCCUCUUCCCUCGCGAGUACUGGCCUCGUGGUAUCCGUGCCAACGGACAUCUUCUUUUGAACGGUGAGAAGAUGAGCAAGAGUACCGGCAACUUCCUUACCCUGUACGAUGCCACCAAGAAGUUCGGUGCCGACGCCACCCGUGUGUCUCUUGCCGAUGCCGGAGACUCGAUUGAGGACGCCAACUUCGAGGAGACUGUCGCCAAUGCCAUCAUCCUCAAGCUCUUUGAGUUGAGAAAGUGGUGCGAGGAGACCGUCCAAGGUGUUCGCGUGCUCAAGGACGGCGAGAACUACGUCGAGGUCAACAAGAACGAGCGUCUCAAGAACAACGACUCCGUCCAGCGCACUGGCGAGAGAUCCUUCUGGGACGACAUCUUCGAGAACGAACUCAACGGCCUGGUCCGUGAGACCAGAGAACACUACUCUGCCACCAACUACAAGUCAGCCCUCAAGUCUGGCUUCUACGACUUCACCAGCGCCCGCGACUUCUACCGCGAAAUCACCAAGUCUUCAGGCAUCGGUAUGCACCAAGAUCUUGUGCGCAAGUAUGUCGAGCUCCAAGCCUUGAUGAUCACCGUCAUCGCUCCCCAUUGGUCCGAAUAUAUCUGGCUCGAAGUCCUCAACAAGCCCACCACUGUGCAAAACGAGCUCUUCCCCCAGGUUCCCGCCACCAAGCCCGAGCUCACUGCCGCUCGCGAGUACGUGCGCCAAACCAGUGGUAACAUCACAUCCGCAGAGGGCGCACAGCUCAAGCGCAUGGCCAAGGGCAAAGCCACAAACUACGACCCCAAGCAACCCAAGAAACUCACCAUCUUCAUGGCCACCGAGUACCCCUCCUGGCAAUCCAACGUCAUUGACCUGGUGCGCUCUGCCUUUGACGGCUUGAGCAUCGACAUGAAGGCACUCAGCAAACAAGUCCCCAAAGCCGAUUCCAAGAAAGCCAUGCCGUUUAUUCAGACCUUGAAAAAGAGCUUGGAAGAAGGUGUUGAUGCCAACACUGUGUUUGAGCGCAAGCUUGCUUACAACGAGGCUGAUGUGCUUGCUCAGAUGGUGCCUGGAUUGAUGAGCACGGUGCAGAGAUGUGUGUGCGUUGAAGUCAUUGAGGUCAAGCAGGGAGGUAAGAGUGGUAAGGUUGUUGCUGGACAGGGUGAGGCUGCUGCUGCCAAGGGUAUCGAGGUGCCCGAGUUGCCGCUCCAGGCUGAGAAUGCUGUGCCUGCAAACCCCACUUUCUUCUUCUCGAACAUCUAA
Aureobasidium namibiae CBS 147.97 is the source of this 3396-nucleotide messenger RNA. Its product is annotated as leucyl-tRNA synthetase. Bases 1 to 3396 code for a protein of 1131 amino acids. Lineage: Eukaryota; Fungi; Ascomycota; Dothideomycetes; Dothideales; Saccotheciaceae. Gene Ontology annotation, biological process: leucyl-tRNA aminoacylation. The record is from RefSeq and is a predicted model, not a curated record. The transcript has 4 exons. Gene Ontology annotation, molecular function: aminoacyl-tRNA deacylase activity; leucine-tRNA ligase activity; ATP binding.